CCUCAUUCAAUUGGCGCGCUUGAUGAUAUGCAGAGAAAUAAUUACCGGUUUUAGAGGAUGAGACUCGAGCCGAAUCUGCUGCUCAUAACUUUUCCGGUCGAAAUCCAACAGAAUGUGAAAUGCGUUUACUGAAUGUUGAGAUGCAAACGCGAAUCCAAUAUUUUGAAGGUUGCAAAACGCGCUUCAUUGGUGAUCGCUAUAUUAGACGCUGUAGCUGCGGUGAACACUCUAGUCUCACUCUCUCUCGUCUCGUCAGAGCAUGAGCACCAUGGAUCGAUCGGAGAGCAGGAAACCCAUCGCUCUUUUCAUGGCUUUUGGUACCAAAGGCGAUGUCUUCCCUCUCGCUGCCAUUGCCGCAGCUUUCGCUCGUGAUCAGCAACAGUACUCUGUGGUUUUAAUGUCUCAUCUGGCUCAUGAGAACCUUAGCUCCCACUUAACCAAAGCGAACGUUUCUUAUUUUCCUACCAAUUCUCCUCCUGCUCUGUCUAGUGAACCUCAGGGUACUCAGGACGCUACAGACUCAGCAACGAUGCUUUUUCUGGAGGGAAAACAAAGGAUAAAAAAGGAACACAGACAAGAGUGUCAUUCUGCAUUCAAAAGCAUUUUCGGAAAGGGUCCUUGUACGGAGGGGGAUCUCGUUGUCAUAAACUUUUUUGCAUUGGAAGGAUGGAGCCUUGCAGAACUUUUCGAAAUCCGUUGUGUGGUAGCUGCUCCUUAUGUUGUUCCGUAUAGUCCACCAUCAGGCUUUGAAAGACAGUUUAGGAAAGAACUUCCGGAGUUAUACAAGUAUUUGAAAGAAGCCCCCAUCGACAAGGUUAGCUGGAGUGAUGUAACUCAUUGGAUGUGGCCUCUUUUUACUGAAGAUUGGGGAUCAUGGCGAUAUGAGGAACUCAACCUAAGUUGUUACCCUUUCGCAGAUCCAGUAACAGACCUUCCAAUUUUGCAUAUCCGGCCGCCAUCUCCACUGGUCCUGUAUGGUUUCAGCAAAGAAAUUGUCGAAUGCCCUGAUUACUGGCCAUUGAGUGUUCGAGUCUGUGGCUUUUGGUUUCUGCCCAACGAGUGGCAGUUUUCAUGCAACAGUUGUGGAGACAGUCCUUCUGCAGGGCGCCUGGGUACAGACGAUUCUCAUACAUGCUCAGUCCUCACUGAGUUCUAUACUUUUGUAUCGUCUUUAGAGCCAGCUCGUCCUAUAUUUGUAGGGUUGAGUUCUGUUGGAAGCAUGGGUUUUGUGAGGAACCCGCUGGCCUUUCUUCGAGUUCUCCAGUCUGUUAUCCAGAUUACAGGCUACAGAUUUAUCAUUUUCACAGCGGGUUAUGAACCUUUAGAUGCAGCAAUUUGGACCAUUGCUCAGGAAUCGCCUUCAAGUGCAGAACGACCGUUACAUGCGGGAAUCUCUAUCUUCAACGGCAAGCUUUUUUGCUUCUCUGGUAUGGUGCCAUACAAUUGGCUGUUUCGAAAAUGUGCUGCUGCAAUUCAUCAUGGUGGCAGUGGUUCUACAGCUGCAGCAUUACAUGCUGGGAUCCCACAGAUCAUAUGCCCAUUUGUGCUGGAUCAGUUCUAUUGGGCAGAAAAGAUGUCUUGGCUUGGGGUUGGUCCUCAACCAUUGAAAAGAAACCACCUGCUUCUGGAGGAAACAAAUGAUGAGAACAUCAUGGAAGCUGCACAAGUGGUAGCAAAAGCCAUAUAUGAUGCACUGUCUGCAAAAACCAAAGCUCGUGCCAUGGAAAUCGCUGAAAUAUUAUCUCUUGAGGAUGGAGUCUCAGAAGCUGUGAGAGUGCUUAGAGAAGAGGUGUGUGAAAUUUCAGGCGGCAACCGAAUAUUUGGAUGAGCCUAGUCAUAGACAACUUAAAGCGUAUCAAGUGAUGGUGAUCAAUGCAUGACUCAAUGUUGGCCACCACUAAAUAACGUCUACGUCUACUAUUUGUGUACACUAUGUUUGUUUUUCCAUUUUACUGAAAAUUAGUUUUGAGUCAAAAUCUGAAUGUUAGAAGAAAAAUUCUAGUUAAUAGGAUACAGAUUUACCCCAAAAUUCAAAGUGAUUAACGAAAAAUGUAAUG
Molecule: messenger RNA, 2057 nt
Organism: Eutrema salsugineum
Lineage: Eukaryota; Viridiplantae; Streptophyta; Magnoliopsida; Brassicales; Brassicaceae
Product: sterol 3-beta-glucosyltransferase UGT80B1
Exons: 16
Coding region: 260-1828 (522 amino acids)
Molecular function (GO): UDP-glycosyltransferase activity
Source: RefSeq, a predicted model, not a curated record